AUGGAUUACCAUACACUUGCGAUGGGAUCAAGUUUUGCCUUGAUCAGUUUUGUUAAUAAUAUAGCAAAAAUAUGUAGCAAAGGAAGCAAAAAACUUCCACGAGGGCCAUCACCAUGGACAAUUAUUGGAAAUCUUCACUUGUUAGUUACAAAACCUCAUAUAUCACUAGCCAAUCUUGCAAAAAAAUAUGGUCCAAUUAUGAGUUUAAAGUUAGGACAAAUAGCAUUAGUGGUCAUUUCUUCAUCAGCUAUGGCAAAACAAGACUUGGCCUUUUCUUCUAGAUUUAUCCCUAAUGCCCUUCAAGCACAAAACUAUUGCAAAUUUUCUAUGUCAUGGCUUCCUGUUUGUCCUCAAUGGCGAAUGCUUCGGAGAAUAUUGAACAUAAAUAUCUUCUCUACCAAUAGGCUUGAUGCAAAUCAACAUCUAAGGUCUCAAAAGGUGAAUGAAUUGAUUGCUUAUUGUGAAAAAUGUUGUCAACAAGGUGAAGCUGUGGAUGUAGGUCAAAUUGUUUUCAAGACUAAUCUCAAUUUAGUGUCAAACACCCUUUUCUCCAAGGAUUUGGUUGAUCUUUGUUCAGAUUUGAAGCUUGAGCUGACAGACGCGAUCUUGAGCAUCGUUGAUGUUGUUGGGAAGAUCAACCUAGUGGAUUAUUUCCCUAUACUUGAAAAGAUUGAUCCUCAAAGAAUGAGGUAUCGCACAAACAUCUAUUUUGGUAAGUUGAAUAAACUCUUUGGUGAUAUGAUCAAUGAGCGGUUGGAAGAAAAGAGUGAAAAGAGUGAUAUUUUACAAGUGCUUCUCAACCACAGUGCAGAAAAUCCCCAAGAGAUGGAUCAAAAUUAUGUGAAUUCCAUGCUCCUGGACAUAUUUAUUGGUGGAAUCGAUACAAUUACAAGCACGUUAGAAUGGGCAAUGGCAGAAAUACUUAGACAACCAGAGAUUAUGAAGAAAGUCCAAGUUGAGCUUGCACAAGUCGUUGGAAAAGGAAAACCAAUAGAAGAGGCUGAUGUAUCCAGACUCCCUUACUUGCAAUUUAUCAUCAAAGAAACAUUAAGACUUCACCCACCAGCUCCAUUCUUAAUCCCCCGCAGGGUGGAUCAAGAUGUUGAAUUGUGUGAUUAUAUCAUUCCAAAGGGUUCACUAGUACUAGUCAAUGCGUGGGCAAUUGGUCGUGAUUCUUCUUUUUGGGAAGACGCUUUAGUGUUCAAACCUGAGAGAUUCUGGAGUUUAGAAUUGGAUAUGCGUGGAAAAGAUUUUGAAUUGAUUCCAUUUGGUGCUGGCAGAAGAACAUGCCCUGGAUUUCCAUUGGCAUUGAGAUUGAUGCCAGUAAUAUUGGGCUCGAUGUUGAAUUCAUUCAAUUGGAAACUUGAGGCAUGCAUUGAGCCAAAAGACUUAGACAUGGAGGAGAAAUUUGGUGUCAUCUUAGGCAAAGCUCAUCCUUUGCGAGCUAUCCCAUCUCCUCUUUGAAAUUGCGCACACUUCAUAAUAAAUACUUAUCUAGUAUCGGUUUUCUUAUUAUGUCCACAAUCACCAAUUACCACUCUAUGCACCAUCACUUUAUUCACAAUCACCACCCACUACCAUCAAUGACGUAACCUUUUGCCAUAUAUAAUAAUAUAUUGAAAUCAUAAUUACUCAAAGGUGUUUACGACUUGUUCAUAUAUACCUUAUUUGAAAUAAAAUGUUUUCAUUUCUUGAUUGA
Molecule: messenger RNA, 1699 nt
Organism: Solanum stenotomum
Lineage: Eukaryota; Viridiplantae; Streptophyta; Magnoliopsida; Solanales; Solanaceae
Product: geraniol 8-hydroxylase-like
Exons: 4
Coding region: 1-1464 (487 amino acids)
Molecular function (GO): oxidoreductase activity, acting on paired donors, with incorporation or reduction of molecular oxygen; heme binding; iron ion binding
Source: RefSeq, a predicted model, not a curated record